AUGGUAGAGGAACCGCUGAAGGAGAUGCCAGCGCUGCCCAGCCUCGCCAGUCUCCCAGAGAAGGGCUCCGGGGACUGCCCAGCUCCAACAGCGGUUCAGCCCCUGAGCAGCCAGGGUCAGCUGGCGGCGGCUACCGGCGGAGCUGAGCUCUCCUGCUCCCGGUGUACUGUGCCCUUCGGUUUGGUCACUCUGAUCGCUGGUAUGGUGGUCACCGCUGUCGCAUAUAGCUUCAACUCGCACGGCUCCAUCAUCUCCGGCUUCGGGCUGGUGCUGCUGACUUCGGGGGUUCUCCUGGUUAUCUCCAGUGCCGUGUGCUGGAAAGUGAGACAGUGCCGAAAGCGGGCUAACAGGAGAGACAGCCAGACUGCACUGAUGGCAAACACAGGAUUGCUGAUCUAAGGAACAUUUUAGAUCAGACCAUGGAGACUAACUUCGUUUAUCUCGGACCUCAAGCCUGUGCAAACCUUGGAGAUUUGCAACAAUGACCGCGUUGGUUGUUCUCCACAUUUGAUUAGAGCUGGUUUACAACAUCACUUCAAACCAUCGACAGCAAACCUUUAAUAACAGGAGACCAACUUGCCCUUAUCUCUUUCGCUGGAGCCUUUGGUUUGACCUGUUGAAGCCAACUCGUCAAAGGCGCAGAUUUAGCGAUUGAACGGACAGAAACAGCUAAAUCUGGGGAUCCAAAUACGUGAUUCCCAG
Messenger RNA from Rhincodon typus (whale shark), 702 nucleotides. It is a transcript of the gene tmem100a, whose product is annotated as transmembrane protein 100a. The coding region runs from base 1 to 399 and encodes 132 amino acids. Lineage: Eukaryota; Metazoa; Chordata; Chondrichthyes; Orectolobiformes; Rhincodontidae. The record is from RefSeq and is a predicted model, not a curated record. Gene Ontology annotation, biological process: cellular response to BMP stimulus. The transcript has a single exon.